CGCACGCGUAGGAGCCUGUGCCACAUUCGACUGUGGUUUUUAGGGCCUUUUUUGACUCCCGUGGCAUCCAAGGGACAGGCCGGCCUCGUAUCGGGCCUGGGGAAGACCACUCGGCCCAGGGGCAUCACACUUAAGCUGGAGACUCCGCUACCGAAGUGCCCCCUCCAGGACUGGCAUCACAGAGGCUGCUUCAGGGUCCUACCUGCCUCUCAAAGGAUAACAUCCAACAAUAGCCUCCCCAAGGAACUGAAGGCGGAUUAGCUUCCCAACCGGAGCCGACAUCUCCCUCUCGGCCUCUUCCUCCACUCACCCAACAUCUAACCCCGAUUCAGGCUGGACUGCCCCACCGAGAAGAUGACAGCCUAGGAGGUGGAACCAUGAACGUCCAGCUGAGCUUGGAGAAUGGUGGGGAGAUGGCCGUUCCAGAGCAGGACUUCAUGCCGGGCGACGCGCGUCCUCUGCACUCAGCACUGCAGAGGUCCUCGCUGGUGGCCUCCGUGCUGGAAGGGGGCGAAUGCCACCGGGCAGAGCACACCUUGGCCACCACCCUCCACCCCGGACUUGGCUUCGGCGGGGACUCGCCCACCUCCGGCGCAGGGAACAGCUACACCACCUUGACUCCCCUGCAGCCCCUUCACGAGAAGUUCCACCACCAGAACCACCACCACCACCAUCACCACCAAUGUCUGCCGAUGGGCAAUGUCAUCGGGAGCUUCACCCUCAUGAGGGAAGACCGAGGGCUGGGCGCCGGCGGGCAUUUCUACAGCCCCUACCACCACAAGGACCUGGGCAUGGGCCAGAGCCUGUCUUCGCUGCCUAGUCCGCAACUGGUCCCCAUGCACAAUUACGCGGGACACUCGGUCGCUCCCCUGGCCAACGAGAAGAUGGUGCUCGGCAACGGCUUUGAAGGCCACUCCGCCGCCAUGUUUGGCCGCAUGGACCAGCACUUCCAAAGAGAGAUGUCUCCCACCCAAAACUCCACCAUGGCCUCUCCCAACCCCAUGGGUCAAACCGGCUACGGCCACCCCCGGCCAGAGAUGAACGCUCGGCCCAACCCGCCCAUCGCCACCCAGACCACGGUCCUCUCCAGCCAGCUGGAGGAGAUCAACACCAAGGAAGUGGCCCAGCGCAUCAUCGCCGAGCUCAAGCGCUACAGCAUCCCGCAGGCCAUCUUCGCAGAGAGGGUCCUCUGCCGGUCCCAGGGGACCCUGUCCGAUCUCCUGAGGAACCCCAAGCCCUGGAGCAAGCUGAAGUCCGGGAGGGAGACCUUCAAGAGAAUGUGGCGGUGGCUUCAAGAGCCCGAAUUUCAGAGGAUGGCAGCUUUAAGGUUAGAAGCCUGCAAAAGAAAAGAGCAAGACCAAAGCAAAGUUGACCGCAACCACGUCCCCAAGCGCCACCGGCUGGUCUUCACGGACAUCCAGCGCCGGACCCUCCACGCCAUUUUUCACGAGAACCAAAGGCCUUCCAAGGACCUUCAGAUCACCAUCGCCCAACAGCUGGGCCUGGAGCUGUCCACCGUUAGCAACUUCUUCAUGAACGCCCGGCGGAGGAGUCUGGACAAAUGGAUGGAGGAAGGGAGGUCCCCCUCCGCCGGCUCGACCCCGUCCUCGGCGGUCACCUGCACCAAAGCGUGACCGCCGAGGCGCCGGACGGUCCCCUUUCUUGCACCAAAGAUGGAAGACGAGCACUUCAGCCAGGCAGGCACUAAACUGGCCAAAGGAGAAGAAGGGACGCCGUGUCUGAAUCCUGCUCUGGAGGAGUCACCACCCUCCUGUAAUUUUCGCCCAGGGGAGGGGGUCAAAGUGAGGGUGAGCCCCUUCUUCGACCGGACUCCCUGAAGGACCUUGAGAAGGACGGUCAAGGCUGCCUCCAAGAAGCUGUGGUUCCUUUGUUUCAUCCUACAAACUCUCCUGUGUGGGUCCCCA
Messenger RNA from Crotalus tigris (Tiger rattlesnake), 1925 nucleotides. RefSeq names its product hepatocyte nuclear factor 6-like. Gene Ontology annotation, biological process: regulation of transcription by RNA polymerase II. Gene Ontology annotation, molecular function: RNA polymerase II cis-regulatory region sequence-specific DNA binding; DNA-binding transcription factor activity, RNA polymerase II-specific. The transcript has 4 exons. Bases 378 to 1634 code for a protein of 418 amino acids. The record is from RefSeq and is a predicted model, not a curated record. NCBI's taxonomy places the organism in Eukaryota, Metazoa, Chordata, Lepidosauria, Squamata, Viperidae. Gene Ontology annotation, cellular component: nucleus.